AUGACAAUUAUCGUUUUUCAUUCAAUGGCUACUCGUCUCGAAGCACUCUGUGAUGAAUUAUUUAUUGAACUUUAUGAUUAUUUUGAUAUUGUUGAUUUGUAUUAUUCAUUUUCUAAUUUGAAUUAUCGUCUAAAUUCGAUACUUCAAGAUCGUCGUUAUUUAUGUUUACAUUCGUCUUUGUCUCUUGUACCACGUCAACAGUUUUACUAUUAUUUUUAUUUUGUUUUAACGCAAUGUUAUUCAAGUUUGAAACAGUUAACAUUAGCAGAGACAGAUGAUCAGGGUGAUUCACUUCGACGUUGUCGAGUAUUUUUAAGCGUUUGUAAUUUAGAAUAUUUUACUCAACUUCGAUCAUUAACAUUAACCCGCAUUAAUUUAUCCGAAUUAAAAUUAAUUCUAACAAAAUUAAUUACCUUAAAACAAUUAACAUGUUUACAUUUACAAACCGGUGAAAUUAAGCUAGAAUCAAAUCGAAAUGAUGUUUGUCGUCUAAUUUUAUGUGAUUUAACUCAACUGAAAUUGUGUACAUUAAAUUUUCACACAUUUAUCGGCUUUUCUGAGUUGCCAACAUGUUCAAAUAUUGAAAAAUUAACGAUAGAACGAUGUUUUGUAAAUGAUUUUUAUUCAUUAAUGAUGCAUACACCAAAAUUGCAAUGUUUAAAUAUAACUUUAUUCAAAGAUAAAUUAGUACCGGUGAAUGAUAUUUCUAAUCUUAGUUUUUCAUCGAAUUUAGUCUAUUUAAAAUUAUAUCUUUACUAUGUUCCAUUUGAUAAUAUUCAUCAAUUACGAUCAGAAUCUAUGCCAAAUUUAAAAACGUUUAUUUUGAAAGGAUCAGUAAGUAACAGAUGUUUUCUCAACUAAAAUAUAAAGAGUGUCUGCUAAGUUUUGGUUCCCAUAUUAGAAAAUAACAUAUGAAUGGCAUAGUUUGAUCUAGAAAUUCUUUAAAUAACUUCAUCAUAUAGAGCAGACAUUUCUGAACAAAAUGAGAUUCCGAGCUUUUCUCAUCAAACAGCAUUCAAUUUACGAAAGGUCCCAUACCACCAAAAUCAGAAAAAUUAACGGGAAAACAAGAAAGAUAUGUUCUUAGAGCCUUUCGUAAAUUGAAUGCUGCUGUUUCAUGAGACUCAGAGACCUCUCAUUUUGUUCACAAAUGUCUACUCUAUAUGAUGAAGUUAUUUAAAGAAUUUCUAGGUCAAACUAUGCCAUUCAUAUGUUAUUUUCUAAUAUGGGAACCAAAACUUAGUAGACACCCUUUAUAUAAUGUUCUAAAAUAUUGCACACACACUUAACCCUUUCAGGACCGGGUUAAUUUUUAUAUAAAAAGUGCUGUUCAAAAGUUGAAGACCUUUUUUAUUUUGCAAUAUCUCGGCUUCCCUGACAGAUAGAGACUUCAUCCUUUUGUCAAAAGAAA
Molecule: messenger RNA, 1411 nt
Organism: Didymodactylos carnosus
Lineage: Eukaryota; Metazoa; Rotifera; Eurotatoria; Philodinida; Philodinidae
Source: the annotation of a GenBank genome assembly